ACAAAAUGCGCCAUUAACUUAAUCCUUUAAAUAGGAUAGAAUUUCUCAACUGAAAUGCAUCAGUAUUUGCCCUUACACAGCAUUCGACUUAACUGAAGUGUAAGGUACAGUCAUGUUUGCUAUUUUGCUGAUUGCAUCAUUGUUUUGCCAAGGUCUGACAAUAGUGAGCUACGGAGACAACUUCAUCACUGCAUUUCCAGAAAACAUAGGUUACUUCUAUCCACACAAUUCCAUGGAAAUUAUAAGAGUCACUGCCCUUCAUGAUAACACAACGUUUAACGUCAUCUACAGAGGCACACAGAAGACAAUAUCAAUCAGCCAGUCAGGGGAGACCAGCGCCGUGACAAUUCAAGGAAGUUUUGAAGUAAAUCAACUAAAUCAGUACAAUAAAUCUGUCCGAAUUACCAGUGAUAAAAAUAUCACAGUGGUUUCUUAUAGUUGUCGGGAAGACAGUGUCCAGACAAACGUUGUUCAGCCCACUACAAAUCUCGGUACAAACUAUUUGAUCCCUUCCCUGAACUACACAGAGUUGCUUGCAUCAUUCACCCAGUUUAACUCAGCCAGUGGAUCCAUGAGAUACAGCACAUUCAAGUUGCUCAUUAUCAAUGCAGUGGGCAAUGAAAACAAUAUCACCUUAUUCAAGAAAACAGAGACAGAUAUUGAAGAAGAGACAUUGAGGCUUGAGGCCUACCAGCUUUUCCAGGUUUUGACCAAUGGUUCUGUGGUGAGGGUUGAAUCAAGCCAUGAAAUAGCUGUGAUACUGACCCACCCCUGUGCAGAGACUGCAGGCUGUACAUGUAACAUGGUAGUGAAUCAGAUUCUUCCCACAAAAUUUCAAGGUCAAAAUUUUGUUGUGCCCUCCAUCUUGAACACAGCUCUGACCGAGUUACUUGUGGCAACGGAUCAAAACACAUCCUCACUAUUUUAUAACAGCACUCAAUUACAACCAAUCAGUAAUUCCUCAAUGCUCCUGCCAUUUCCGUAUCUGCAGACUGCAUCUCAAUAUUUAACUGCUUCAGAAAACGUGUCCGUCAGACUUCUCAGUCCAGGCCUCAUCAUGGAAUUGAUCCCAGAAAACAUGUUCUCUGCUUGCUACCUGCUGCAGUUCUUCUCAAGUAAAGGUCAGGCCUUUGUGAUAGCUGAAACAGACAGCAGAGAUGAUGUUCAUAUACAGGAUAGUCCACUUUCGGCUCAGUGGACCGAAAUUACAGGCACAAAGUACUCUUCGGCUAUAGUAACUCUGAACUACCAAACAGCCGUCAUCUGGCAUCGAACAUCAAGGAUUGCCGUUUAUAUGCUGGACAGUCGAAACACAAUAGUUUUUGGAGGUCCAGCUAUAUCUAUAAAUGAAAGACCAGAUUAUUAUGGCUGUGUGGUGAUGCCUGGACAGUUUCAAGUUGGAAAUGACAAAAUGACUUGGCUUGAGUCCCGUGAGUACUGCAUGACUACCACAAAUCAGUUUGCUUGCCCCAUAAAUGAAGAUAUGCUGAAGGAUAUGACCAGUAACCUGAGCUCACAGCAGGGGCAAGUCUGGAUCGGUCUACGCCGGAGUCUUCUCACUACAGAGUUGUACUGGCAGGAUGAGAGUGAAAACUCACCCCCUGUGACAUAUGUGAACUGGGCCAGCAAUAAACCACAGAAACUUUGGAGGGGCUUGUGUAUGUCCAUGGAUCCCGAAAAUGAAUUCAAAUGGAAAAAUGCUCGCUGCUGUAAUAAAAAGAAGCCUGUAUGCUACAAAAGGCCUAACUACUUAACUCCGUCACAAAUCAUAACUACUUCUAGUUGGUAAAGUUCUCAGUUAUAUGACCACCAAUAUAUUUUAGUUCUAGACUGCAAAAUGCCUUUUCAUGAGUUUAUGGUCUAUGUAAUGAGGUAAUCCACACCAGCUGACAUAGACCUUGUUUUUGUCAUUUUGCUAAAUGUAAUAUAUACUGUAUAUAUGCAGUACUGUGCAAAAGUCUUUAUAAGGUGUUUCACAAUAGCAUUUGUCUUAAGAUGGUUAUUUAUAUCUUCAGCUUUAGUGUUUCAAUAGGAAAUAUAAAUGUUAGACUCCCAAACAUUACUUUUGAAAAUAGAAAAGAUUAGAAUAGAAGAACAGGGAGCCCUGCAACAGAUGGCAUGGCCCCCACAAAGCCCCCCACUGAACAUCGUGUCAGUCUGAGAUUACAUAAAGAGACAGAAGCAAUUGAGACAGCCUAAAUAGAUAGAAGAACUGUGGUGAAUUCUUCAAGAAGCUUGGAACAUCCUAUCUGCCAACAACCAAGAAAAACUGUGUCCAGGUAUACCUAGGAGAAUUGGUGCUGUUUUAAAGGUAUACUGGACUUUGUAUGGCAUUAAGUGAUAAAUGAAAACUAUUUAUUUCAUUAUUUUUGAAGACAUCCUCACUAUGCAACAUUUUCACAAAUGCCUAAAACUUUUGCACAGUACUGUAUAUAUAUAUAUAUAUAUAUAUAUAUAUAUAUAUAUAUAUAUAUAUAUAUAUAUGUGUGUGUGUGUGUGUGUGUGUGUGUGUGUGUGGAGGAGACGUAAAACAGAUGCUGAAUUAAUCUCCAACUGCAGACUAUAUAAGUGUGUAUUGCACAAACAAAAUCAACAGUAACAUUUUAGCUACUAUAAGCUUUUAUUAAGUAAAUUAAAUACGUUAAAAAUGUAUUUUAAAUAUUCUAUUAAACCACUUUAAAUGGUAAUAUUAUUAGUAACAUUAAAAUAGUUUUGGUGUCAUGCAUCUAUGCUUUCCUUUAUACCAACAUUAAAACAUUACAUCAUCUCAUGAUUUUUGAUUUGGACUUUAUGCUUAACAGUAGCAACAGCCUUUUUAGUUUCUGGUGGGAAGUACUUGAAAUUAACAGAUUACACUUUCUAUGAAAAAUUCAUUAUACAUACAUGUAUGUUCUUAAAGCAUUAUAAAGCUAUUCAUAAUUCCUUACAAUAUACAUUGUAAUCUGUCAUAUGUUUUCAUAAAUAAAUGUAACCAAGACGUAAUAUAAUACUUAUCUAUGGUUACAUCUUGGUGUAUUUUAACACAUUAAAAUGUAUGAUAUAAAUGUUAUAUGAUACAAAACAUAAAAUAUGUUGUUGAAAUUGAGUUUUAAUUACAAUGCAUUUCUAGCUAUAAGAGGGAUAAGUGACUGCUUAGGGCCCCCGGGGCACCAGAGAUUGUUUUAAUUCAUUCAUUCAUUCAUUCAUUUUUUUUUUUUUUUUACCAUUUUAAUACAGUUAUUUAUUGUAAAUUUGUAUACAAAAAACAAAAAACAACAACAACAACAACAACAACAAAAAAGUAUGUGCCACUAUCCAUGGUAACAUCUGUUUAUUAUGUUAAAAAAUAAGGGAAAUAGGAUGAAAGAAUCGUUUAAUGACAGCAGUAAAAUGUAAUAUGGUGUAUUGUGUGAUAAAGACAUCCAGUGCCCAGAAUAUGAAUUUCAUAUAAUUCUGUUCUAUUUCUAAAGUCUUUCGUGGGCCGCAUAGCAGCAGUCGGAGGGCCACAGAUGGCCCACCUUUGGACACCCCUUGCAUAGACUGUAUGAAUCAAAUGUAUUCCUUGAGGAACUUAAUAGCUCUAAUCUCCCCUCUGUGGAGUGUAGGAUCAUUAAUCAACCUAUUUAUGACUUUAGUAACUGUAAUCAACCCUAAAUAUGAUCACUCUGUGUGCUCUUACCUAACCCUUCUAUUUCCCUGAUUUGUAUGCAUAUUUGCUGAGAGCUACAUACAUAGGCUAUUAUUUACUGCUGGAAGUUUGCCCAUUUAGUCAUCAGGCAUAAAAUAUGACUGCGAUCUCAGGAUACUUAUAAAACUCAAGUCUUGUAUUUGUUCAACCAUGUCUGCCUGCUCAAGUAUCAUCAAAUAUCAAUAAA
Molecule: messenger RNA, 3854 nt
Organism: Myxocyprinus asiaticus (Chinese sucker)
Lineage: Eukaryota; Metazoa; Chordata; Actinopteri; Cypriniformes; Catostomidae
Product: IgGFc-binding protein
Exons: 4
Coding region: 113-1789 (558 amino acids)
Source: RefSeq, a predicted model, not a curated record